Molecule: messenger RNA, 1279 nt
Organism: Neopsephotus bourkii (Bourke's parrot)
Lineage: Eukaryota; Metazoa; Chordata; Aves; Psittaciformes; Psittacidae
Exons: 3
Coding region: 138-785 (215 amino acids)
Source: RefSeq, a predicted model, not a curated record
CUUCUUAUACUGCUAGUCUUUUCUAUCUCCCCAUGUUAGUGGGGUUAUCUUUGUAUUCUUGCUUAGGAAUAAGGAAAGGAUACUCUUUUAUGAGGGAGGAGAGCUAAGCUGUAAGCUUUUAGGUGGAUCCUAAUAAAAUGGUUCACGGGGGCAAACUAAGAGCUUUCCAUUCCCCUGGGGAAGAGGAUACUGGAGAAGCCAGCCAAAACCAGCAGUGUGGUAGACCACAGCUAGCUAGAUCCCAGAGAAGAAGGUGUAAACAGGCAACCUCAGAGUUGCAAAGAGGAGGCCAAACCAGUGUCAUGCAAGUUUACAGAUUUAGGAGUCGUGCUCCAUUUACCAGUGUGCACUGCAAUGGUAAAGUCUCUUUGAGGCUCCCUAGGACUCCUGAACUCACAGAGGUUGAAGAGAUUAUGGGAAUGCUGGCUAGGUCUGCCAGCUACUGGCAGCAGCAAGAACUUGCUCGAUGUUGGAUCAAAGACUGUACUGAGCUGACUUGCUCAGCAGCAGGUCAUCCUUCUAGAAAACAUCUGUUGUACCACCACCUUCCAGUUGUGGAAGCUGGCUUGAUCUACUGGAUGAGAAAGGAAUUAAUCUCAAUGGAUGAAGUCAAUGAUGGCACCAUCAGGGACACUGGGACAUCCAGCUCCCAGGGAAAUGUUACAAAUAAUGAUGUUCCCAGGAGUUUUGCAGAGGAGUAUUCAUUGGUUCCCUUAAACACACUACAGAAAUAUUCUGCUCAGAGUUUUGAUCGGCAAGUAGAAAACUAUUUUGCACAACUCUGAGCUUCAGGAUAGAUGUUAGGAAUUUAGGAGGCAAAUCUGUUGAAGGUGUAAAAGCCAGUCUUCAUGUGCACAAUUUAUAGCAAUGCAGGCUUAAGCAUACAGUAAAGCCACAAAGGUUUGUACAGGGUAAGGCCCAGUAUUUGCCCUUAGAUUGACAGACAGCUAGAAAGAUAAAACUGAAAUGCAAGUAGCUCCUUCAUAUGUGUUGCUGUCUUCCUUGGGAAUUUAAAAACCUGUAAUAAUCAUAAGGCAUUAAAAAUGGAAAGAUAUCUUAGUCUAAGCUAAUGUAAUGACUAUCCCUUUUGCAAUUGUAAGGGAUAUACCAAGAAAUAUGGUUGUGUUUUGUCUCUUUCUCAGCAGUGCAGUCUCUUCUUUUUGAAGGAUAUUUGAAAUUCAAAGACCUCAUAUGCCAGUAUUUCCUCUCACUAAGUGCUUUAAUUUACUCUAUAGAGGCCUAGAGGGUUUAGUACUUUUUGUGUUGUUUUUUUUCCCUU